CUCUCCGGAGUUCGAAUUGCUGCUAUUCAAUUGCCGGACAGGUUUGCAGACCAUGUCUGGCCAAUUCUCCAUGAUGCACUGAGACUUUUUGGACUGGAAGAACAAAUUAAUGGUGAUGAAAAUUAUUGUUCCUUUUGGCCUCUUCUCAGGAUCAGAAGGUCCUUUUCGGGUUGAAGGAGUGGAUGGGGUAACCCAGUGUCAACAGGUUGAAGCGACGGACAUCAAGCAGGUCUGGAACCGACACGGGGAUUUUGGAGUUUGAGAUGGAGGACAAGUCUCUCAGUUUCUGCUUCCUGUAGUCCUUGGUCAUGCUCCGCAUGACCGGACGAUGGAAUUCGAAGCGUCAGAAGAUGUGAGGUAGAUCCGAGCUAGAGCAGCUAGAGCCAAAGCCAUCCUGGUCAUGUACAUGAAAGCACUGCUUUUUUUUUUUUUUUCGCAAUGUCGGCGGUCCCAUUCGUGUUUCACCAGGAACGAUUCCUGACACCCCUACAUCACACACAACUUCCUCAAGUCCUUUGGCUCAAGGUAUCUCCCAACACCGUCGGAUUUCUCCCCUCCGAUGAGUUCCUCUCUUCCUCUCGUGGUGUCCUUCCUCGCGUGCUGCGUGGCAGUGACGGCUGCGAUCACACCCGUGGAGCGUGCCUUUGAGCAAUAUUUGAAGGAUUUUGGCAAGAGCUACAAAGACCCUGUGGAGAAGCAGGCACGCUUUGAGGCCUUUUUGGACAACUAUGAGUAUAUCCUGCGGGAGAACUCCAAGGGUCAUUCUUACACUUUGGGCUUUACAUACUUCACCGACAUGAGCGUCGAGGACUUCGAGACCAGUCACUUUGGGAUGAAGCCGAGGAAGCCGAGCGCGGCGAGUCGAUCGAAGCACGUGGUGAGGAACGUCUCGUUGCCCAGCUCCGUGGACUGGAGAACCGAAGGUGCGGUGACCGCCGUGAAGAACCAGGAACAGUGUGGCAGUUGUUGGGCUUUUAGUAGUACAGGCGCUUUGGAAGGUGCUUGGGCAAUUGCUACCGGUAAGUUGGAGUCUCUAUCGGAGCAGCAGCUGGUGGAUUGUUCCAGCAGCUUUGGGAACGAAGGCUGCAAUGGUGGUGACAUGGAUGACGCUUUUCAGUACGAAGAGGAAAAUGCGGUGUGUACUGAGCAGAGCUAUCCUUACACGGCGACAGGUGGAAUUUGCAACUCUUCCAGCUGUACCGUUGGAAUUCCUCGUGGAAGCGUCACUGGCUAUGUGGAUGUGGAGGCUGAUGAUGAGGAGGCCCUGAUGGAUGCUGUAGCUCAGCAGCCUGUGUCAGUAGCCAUUGAGGCAGACAAGAGGGCUUUCCAAAACUACAAAAGUGGGGUGCUCAGCAAGGUUUGUGGAACAUCAUUGGACCAUGGAGUCUUGGUGGUGGGUUAUGGCACAGAAUGGGGCCGGCCAUAUUGGUUGGUCAAGAACAGCUGGGGUAGUUUCUGGGGUGAAGAUGGCUAUGUGAAGCUGGAGCGUGGCAAGCCGGGGGCCGGGGAGUGUGGUGUGAAGUCCGAAGCCUCCUACCCAGUGGUGGCUGGUGGCCCUGCGCCAUCUCCACCACCAUCCCAUGCGCACUACGGGAAGCCUCCGUGCCUGGACGAUGAGUCCCCCGUCACCGUGUUGGGCAAAGGCAGUAUUUGUGCUGCAGAUUGCACCAAGGGCUGCCCCAAGGAUGUACCAGCAGGCACGACGGCUCGACCCUAUUGCCGGGAUGAUGACUACUGCGCCUUGGGGUGUAUGAUUGGGGGAUGCCCUAAGGGUGCGAAGUGUGUUCACAAUGGAGGAUUGCUGGGUGUGUGUGUCUACCCAGACCUGGAGAUAGUCGUUUGAACACGCCAAGAGAAGCGUGUCGUCACCCGGCGCCAGCGCUGAUUGAGCCUGUCGCCCAGCUCGACGAGCUCGUCAAAGAAGGUGGCAGAAAUGGCUGUGGAUGGCAACGGCUCAGAGGUUUUAAGGUCGGAAGAUUGUGACAUCAGUGACAUCCACCAACCAAACGCUACGAGCCAAACAUGAGGCAGUUUCUUGAGGCC
Durusdinium trenchii is the source of this 2043-nucleotide messenger RNA. NCBI's taxonomy places the organism in Eukaryota, Dinophyceae, Suessiales, Symbiodiniaceae. The record is from the annotation of a GenBank genome assembly.